Messenger RNA from Arabidopsis lyrata subsp. lyrata, 2635 nucleotides. Its product is annotated as CTP synthase 1. The transcript has 16 exons. Gene Ontology annotation, biological process: pyrimidine nucleobase biosynthetic process; CTP biosynthetic process. Gene Ontology annotation, molecular function: identical protein binding; CTP synthase activity. Bases 542 to 2407 code for a protein of 621 amino acids. NCBI's taxonomy places the organism in Eukaryota, Viridiplantae, Streptophyta, Magnoliopsida, Brassicales, Brassicaceae. The record is from RefSeq and is a predicted model, not a curated record.
UAUUAAAUUUAAAGGUAUAUAUUUAAAAUUUAAAUUAAUUAGGUGGAAAAUUGUUUUCUUCUUUGGAUUUUGAAAGCCAAGGGCCUUGCCCACUGUUUCUAUUCUCUUAUAUAAUGCUACCAUUGUUCUUUCUCUCAAAGCCCACAAAACAGUUUCGACAUAUUUUGGUAAGAUAAACCCAAAUGUUGGUUUUUUUCCUCGCUAAUAUUAAACUAAACGCAAGCAGAGAUUUUACCUAUAAACAGAGAUCCUCUGUUUCAAAGCUUGUCACUUUUCUCAUUUCUGGUUUUCCUUCUCUCUCUUUAGCCCUCUCUCUUACACUCAGUUUCUUGUUUCGCAUCGCUGUCUCUGGUUUGAGAGGGGGUUUGUGUUUUGCGGUGACUAGGAGAUUAUAAAUUGUUGGUUGUCGAGUUUUUAUUUUCAUGUGUUGGUGAUAAUUAGCUUUACGUCUAUGCUGAAUUAUAGUGCAUAAGUGAUUUCAUUGAAAGGUUAUGAAGAAGGCUAAACAGGUUAACGUUUGUUCAGGAUAUAAAAGUCGAAGAUGAAGUACGUGCUUGUAACAGGAGGUGUUGUGAGUGGAUUAGGGAAAGGAAUCACUGCAAGCAGUGUUGGUGUCCUUCUUCAAUCUUGUGGUCUUCGCGUUACUUGUAUCAAAAUUGAUCCUUAUCUGAAUUACGAUGCUGGAACCAUAUCUCCUUACGAACAUGGUGAAGUGUUUGUCUUGGACGAUGGUAGUGAGGUGGAUCUUGAUCUUGGAAACUACGAGAGGUUUCUAGAUGUCACAUUAACUCGAGAUAACAAUAUCACUUACGGGAAGAUUCAGCAGGUAACUACAGAAUGUUUUAUCUUUGGAUUUAUCUGCAACAAGCCCAUAACUAAAGUACCUUUGUUGUUGUUGUUGUUGUCACAGUAUGUGAUCGAGAAAGAGAGGAAAGGAGAUUACUUAGGGGAAACUGUUCAGAUUGUUCCUCACGUCACUGAUACAAUCCGAGAAUGGGUGGAGAAAGUUGCAAUGAUUCCUGUAGAUGGAAAAGAAGGUCCUCCUGAUGUUUGCAUCAUUGAAUUAGGUGGAACUAUAGGAGAUAAUGAAUCCAGGCCUUUUGCUGACGCACUUAGCCAAUUAUCAUACAGUGUAGGCCGUGAGAAUUUCUGUCUGAUCCAUGUCACACUCGUGCCAGUGCUCAGUGUUGUUGGUGAACAGAAAACAAAACCAACACAGCACAGCAUUAGAGAUCUACGAGGCUUGGGUUUGACACCUAAUAUCAUAGCUUGUCGGAGCACAGAGGUACUUGAAGAGAAUGUAAAAGCAAAGCUAUCUCGGUUUUGCUAUGUUCCGAUUCAGAACAUCUUCUCUCUCUAUGAUGUUCACAGCAUCUGGCACAUUCCUUUGUUGCUCAGGGAACAGAAGGCUCAUGAAGCAAUAUCAAAAGUCCUGAACCUUUCUGGUAUUGCUAAAGAACCUUCUUUAGAGAAAUGGGCUUCAAUGGUAGAAAUUAGUGACAGUUUAAAUGUACCGGUGAGAAUCGCUAUCGUGGGAAAAUAUACAGAUCUCUCAGAUGCCUAUCUUUCUGUCUUGAAGGCUCUCCUCCAUGCUUCCGUGGCUUUUGGAAAAAAGCUUGUAGUUGAUAUGGUUCCAUCUUGUGAUCUCGAAAAGACCACCAAGAAAGAGAAUUCACGCGCAUACGAGGCUGCUUGGAAGUUACUCAAGGACGCAGAUGGAGUUCUUCUCCCUGGAGGGUUUGGUGAUAGGGGAAUAGAGGGGAUGAUUCUUGCAGCGAAAUAUGCCCGAGAAAACAGUAUCCCUUUCCUCGGUAUCUGUCUCGGGAUGCAGAUCGCUGUUAUCGAGUUUUCACGCUCACUUCUCUACUUGCCUGAUGCAAAUAGCACAGAGUUUGAACCUGAAACCAAAAAUCCAUGCAUCAUAUUCAUGCCUGAGGGCUCCACAACUCAUAUGGGAGGCACAAUGAGAUUAGGCUCGAGAAGAGCCUAUUUCCAUGUCAAAGACAGCAAAUCUGCAAGACUAUAUGGGAACAAAGAGUUUGUCGAUGAAAGGCAUCGCCAUAGAUAUGAGGUGAAUCCUGAUAUGGUUGCAUGCCUCGAGAAGGCGGGUCUCUCUUUUGCUGCAAAAGAUGAAACUGGCGAGCGAACGGAGAUUGUUGAAGUUCCAAGCCACCCUUUUUUCAUCGGUGCUCAAUUCCAUCCCGAGUACAAGUCGAGACCCGGGAAAAUAUCUCCUCUGUUCUUAGGACUAAUAGCAGCAUCAUGUGGUGAGCUAGAUGCAGUCCUGAAUCCAGUUUCCAUUCACCAAGACAACCAAAACAUGUACUUGGAAAAGAACAAAACAAAGGUCGGUCCAAAAAAGUGUUUUGGUAAUGAAACCAACAAGAAAUCUCAGAAACUUCAGUGACCUCCAUCACCAUUGAUCUGAUUUUAAGACUCUGAACACCAUAGAAUUGGUUCAAGUUCCUUCUUUAUGGGUUGUUUUUAUUUCUCUUUAUUUUGCAUUUUCUCUGUUCAGUUGCAAUAAGAUCCAGUGUAACAUAACUCUUCUUUUUUUUCUUGAAGAAUCAAGAAACAUCUUAAAAAUCAAAGCUUUUGCCCUUUGAUGCCAAAUAAGUUCUCUGUUUAAGUUCUU